Molecule: messenger RNA, 5151 nt
Organism: Mya arenaria
Lineage: Eukaryota; Metazoa; Mollusca; Bivalvia; Myida; Myidae
Exons: 11
Coding region: 41-2206 (721 amino acids)
Source: RefSeq, a predicted model, not a curated record
CCAAUUCAAAAGCGAAACUGAGUUAUUUAGCAAGGCAACAAUGGCCGACAACUUUUAUAGACUCAUUAAACUCCAAACCGAUAUAGCAACACCAGUAUUUCGGGAUUUACUAGAGAACUGUGCUAAGAAGGACACCAGUACUGGAGAAACUUAUACAACAUUGCAAAGGUAUCUCUUAUUAAAAGAACCUGUGAUUGGGAAACUUUUCCAUAAUGCAAAAUGGAAGUAUGAUCAAAUAUAUCCAAGCGGGAAACCAUCCUCCAUUUCUUCAGUUUCUGAUGGAGAAAACUUGGACGUGUCCAUGCUAUCAUCAUUGCUGCUAGGGUUGUUCAGAAAAGGGAAAACGCCCAUUUUACCAUCAUCAAUGGCCAUGGAUGUGAGAAACAUAAAGGACGUUCGAAAUAGCAAUAUUUUGGCUCAUGGCUCUUCUACCAAAAUAUCGUCAAAUGAUUUUGAGAACACGUGGACUCUCUUAGAAAACGGCAUACUCUCGGUUGCUGGUUUAAUAGGAAGCGCCACCUAUCUGGAUAAAGUUAAAACGGAGAUAAAACAGACGCUACUUAGCAACAUGCCUGGAAUGUGGAAUACUUGCGCCAAAUGGUUUACAAGUGUAGUCGAAGAACAGGCGGACACAAUUCGUCAAAUGCAAACAUUGAUAGACACUGGAACAGAAAUGCAAAGACAUCCGUCUGGAAAAGAUCAAAAACGCUUCAAGACCGUCAACGGAAAACAUAAGACGUUAAAACACAACUUUAAAACACUAAUGGCUAAUAGCCCGACUGAUGGUAUUGCGCUCUCCACGGCCACUGCAGAGAUACGACAAAAACUGGCCUCAAACAAACUAGUUAUUGUCACUGGCGAUAGUGAUUCUCAGUAUGAAUCUGUAGCUUUAGCAGCAAUCAAAGGAAUGCCAGAUUUCGACGAAGAAUUUUGUGUUGCUAUUAGUGACCCGCAGGAAUGGGGGAAGAUGGAAGAAGAACUCGUUAGAGUUGUUGUCUUUAAAGACCCGUUUGGAUCAGAGGAAUUUGAUCGAAUAGAAUGUAGUAAAAUGGUGGAGACAUUUGAAAGACUAAUUGAAAAAUCGAAAACACGAAAAAUGCCGGUUUCGUUUACAACAGUUAUUUUGACGCAGAAGCGUAUACUCAAAAACGCCUUUUCUGCUGUCAUUGGUCAAGAGCACGAAUUGUUUGGAGUCAUUUGUGAGCCGUGUAAGACUGGAUCAGACAGUACCAGUCCAAUAGACGUUGAAGUUGAAAAAAUGCCUUCCUUGCGAAAAAAGAAUCAGCCCCGGAGCCAAGCAAUGAAAAACAUGUUAGAUAUGUCUUCUGUGUAUUUAGAAGGACUGCAAAAAAUUGAAGCACAAGAUAAAACAAAAUAUGCGUUUGGAGAGCUCAAAAAGAAUGGUUGUUUAGUCAUCACAGGCAAAGAACCAUCGGAUGUAACUUUGUUUGUAGUAAACUUAGCUACAAGAGAAAAGGGAAAGAAUACAGUUGUUCUUCGAUGUCCAUCGGCUAUAAAAGAUAUUGAAAUUAGAGUCAUCGAUAUACUGAUAAUAGACUUCUUUGCUGGACAGUUCGUUCUUGAAAAGGAAAAGGCGAAGCGUUGGAUUGAUGAAUUUGACUUGCUUUACGCGCUAUCCCAAUCACGAAAGUUAAGUAUCAUUAUCUCUUCAACAAAAUCUGUUUUCGAUGCCCUGAAAAGAAGUUUACCGCAAGUUCAGCCUUUACACCGGUUGCUUUCGGGGAUAGUUGACGUGACAAAGACCCAUGUUUUAAAGCUGAUAAAACUGGAGUCUGAUGCGAAACGGGAUUUGAAUGUUCAAGCCGUCCAGCCCGCUCCGAAAACAUUUGGAGUAAAGGACAUUGAAAAAGUAAUCGAUACAACUCUUAUGUCAUUGGAGAGAAAACAGACGUCGAGUGAACUCUCUCUUCACGUUUGUAAUCGUCAAGUGGCGGCUGCACCAAACACAAAGCCUCUACAGCACUGCCAGGCCGCGCUAAAAGAAAGGGCUUCCCGUAUGAAACGAUCUCGCCUUCAGUCCGCAGAAGCCGAUCCGAACACACACGCGAAAAUCCGACACAUGUAUAGACCGUCGACGUUAAAGGAAUCCCACGGUCAUCAUCAGGUUCCGGCUGCACCAAACACGAAUAAUUCUCGACAGAAACGCAUGACCGUAUUAACACGUAGAUGGCAUGCCAUUGUUUAAUCUGACCGAGUGAACAAAUUUAACCAAGACGUGCAGUGCCCAACUCCCGGGACCGAUUUCUCGCGACAAAACAUCAAAACUGUUGGCUCAUACUGCGAAAAACAAUAUCCUUUACAAACACUUUUACCAGCGUCUACCAGCGUUGCUUGCUCAUUACUUAUAUGGGAUCUAAAUGACCCAAAAUAAUUUUGUAUUUUUAUUCUUUAUUUUAAGUUAAAUCAGACGGAAAAUUUCAUAAUUUGCCACAUAUAGUUUUUGGGUUGUUAAUACAUUCUUGUUAUUUUUUUUAAAUAAAACCAAAACAAUAUGGAGUCAACUAGCAUCCAAUAUGUACACAUCUGUGGGUCGGGUGUCGUUAAAAUGUUUUAAAACGGAUGCUACAUGGCAGCAUAGACUCAUUUUGAUAAUAUUCAGUGUUAUCUUAUUCCACAUCUAAAGCUUAAAGCCUCAUACCUAAAGCAUUACGAUAAGGUAACAUUUUUUAAACAAAUGUAUGUUUCACAAGUCUGUACAGAAGAAGAAUCAUUUAUAUCUAUAAUUUAAACAUUGGUUUAUUUCUUCUUUUACCAAACGCCAACAAACCUUAAUCAAAUAGGCGUUAUCUAGUGACCUUGUCCAACGGGAAUACCAAAACAAGUUAUCAUACAGUCAUUGAUUGGAAACAAAUGCAAACGCCGACGCAGUACAUGGUAAUGUGUUUAUUAUGUUUGCAUGCGGCACAUGUCGACUAGGUUGUUGAUGAUUUUGUUGUUAUUAUUAUUGUUAUUGUUGUACUUUUAUGAAUGAGUUUAUGAUAUGUAUCACAUUAUUAUCUUUAAAUGUUUGAAUCUACAAAUACAUACCCUAAACUACAAGUUAUUAGAAUACUAUCCUUCAAAGAUUUGUUGUAAACGGCUUUAGUGGCUGUCUUAUCAACAAGCAUGCGACGAAAUAUUAUAGGAUAAUGAAUCGCAUCUAGAUAUUUAGAGAGUGUCACAAAAUGUUUGAAUGCUUGUACAAAAUAAUAUUUCGAGUUUCUUUUAAGUAUUUACCGCGAAGUUUUUAUUGUCUGGCAUUGUAAAAGUGUCACAAAAUGUUUGAAUGCUUGUACAAAAUAAAUUCUUCGUGUAUUUUCUACGAAUUUUUCAUUGCCUGUCAUUGUAAAACCAUAACUUGUCAUAACCCUACUAAUUUAUAUUGAAUUUUAGAAAGUGUCACAAAAUGUUUGUACAAAUAUUUUUUUUCGAGUUUCAUGUUAAGUAUUUUCUGCGAAUUUUUCACUGUCUGGCAUUGUAAAACCAAUACUUGUCUAAACCGUACUAAUUUAUAUUGAUAUUUAGAGUGUAACAAAAUGUUUGAAUGUUUGUACAAAAUAAUUUUUUGAGUUUCUUUUUAAGUAUUUUCUGCGAAUUGUUCAUUGUCUGGCAUUGUUAAACCAAUACUUUUCAUAACCGUACUAAUUUAUAUUGAUUUUUAGAUAGUGUCACAAAAUGUUUGAAUGCUUGUACAAAUAUUUUUCGAGUUUCUUGUUAAGUAUUUUCUGCGAAGUUUUCAUUGUCUGGCAUUGUUAAACCAAUACUUUUCAUAACCGUACUAAUUUAUAUUGAUUUUUAGAUAGUGUCACAAAAUGUUUGAAUGCUUGUACAAAAUAAAUUUUUCGUGUUUCUUUUUAUGUAUUUUCUGCGAAGUUUUCAUUGUCUGGCAUUAUAGACCAAUACUUGUCAUGACCGUACUAAUUUAUAUUGAUAUAUAUUUAGAUAGUGUCACAAAAUGUUUGAAUGCUUGUACAAAAUGAAUUUUUCGAGUUUUUUGUUACGUAUUUUCUGCGAUUAUUCAUUGUCUGGCAUUGUAAAAUCAAUACUUGUCAUGACCGUUCUAAUUUAUAUUGAUAUUUAGAUAGUGUUACAAAAUGUUUGAAUGCUUGUACUCUUUUUUCCGAGUUUGUUAUUAAGUAUUUCUGCUAAUUUUUCAUUGCCUGACAUUGUAAAACCACAACUUGUUAAAAACGUACUAAUUUAUAGUGAAAUUUAGAUAGUGUCACAAAAUGUUUGAAUGCUUGUACAAUAUUUUUUCCGAGUUUCUUUUUAAGCAUUUUCUGCGAUUUUUUUCAUUUUCUGGCAUUGUUAAACCAAUACUUUUCAUGACCGUACUAUCUUAUAUUGAUAUAUAUUUAGAUAGUGUCACAAAAUGUUUGAAUGCUUGUACAAAAUAAAUUUUUCGAGUUUUUUGUUACGUAUUUUCUGCGAUUAUUCAUUGUCUGGCAUUGUAAAAUCAAUACUUGUCAUGACCGUUCUAAUUUAUAUUGAUAUUUAGAUAGUGUCACAAAAUGUUUGAAUGCUUGUUCAAAAUAUUUUUUUCGUGUUUCUUUUUAUGUAUUUUCUGCGAAGUUUUCAUUGUCUGGCAUUGUAAAACCAAUACUUGUCAUGACCGUUCUAAUUUAUAUUGAUAUUUAGAUAGUGUUACAAAAUGUUUGAAUGCUUGUACUCUUUUUUUUCGAGUUUGUUAUUUAGUAUUUCUGCUAAUAUUUCAUUGCCUGACAUUGUAAAACCACAACUUGUUAAAAACGUACUAAUUUAUAGUGAAAUUUAGAUAGUGUCACAAAAUGUUUGAAUGCUUGUACAAUAUUUUUUCCGAGUUUCUUUUUAAGCACUUUCUGCGAUUUUUUUUCAUUUUCUGGCAUUGUUAAACCAAUACUUUUCAUGACCGUACUAUCUUAUAUUGAUAUAUAUUUAGAUAGUGUCACAAAAUGUUUGAAUGCUUGUACAAAAUAAAAUAUUCGAGUUUCGUGUUAAGUAUUUGCUACGAAUUGUUCAUUGCCUGGCUUGUAAAACUAUAACUUGUCAUUACCGUACUAAUACAUAUUGAUUAAAGUGCUUUCCAAAUCAAAAAUGCUUCAAGUGUACAAUAAAACAACCUUAAAACGUAUUCGUUGUUAAAGAAAAAUCGAGUUUCAUUGGAAAUAGAGC